This is a messenger RNA of Acanthoscelides obtectus, 3792 nucleotides long. The record is from the annotation of a GenBank genome assembly. Lineage: Eukaryota; Metazoa; Arthropoda; Insecta; Coleoptera; Chrysomelidae.
CAAUGAAUUAGUUAUACACCAGUAGUUUGCAGUUAACUUACGCGUGUAUAGUUUGUCUUUUCUGAAAUCCAUAUGGAGCGGUACCCAUAUGGAUAUGUUCGAAUACCUUUAGAUGAGGUAAACAUUGUACAUCGUACUUCUAUUAAUUGGCAAGAGACACGACCAAUCCUACCCAGACCUCCUCCCGCAAUCAAUCAUGGGAAGUACGACGAGAAACAACACCUGUUGGACACCAGCGCCACGGACAGCGCUGUUGUCCAGUUGGACAGCAACGCGGGUUCGCCAUCGGACGAUCCAGUACACAACAGGAACUUGGAACAUCCCACUUCCAACUUCGAUACGAUGAUUCAUUUGCUGAAGGGCAACAUCGGGACAGGAAUACUGGCCAUGCCUGACGCCUUUAUGAACGCAGGAUGGGUGAUAGGUCUCUUCGGCACAAUGUGCAUGGGAGUCAUUUGCACACAUUGUAUGCACAUGCUGGUAGGAAGUUCACACGAACUCUGCAGGAGAACCGGAUCAUCAUCGUUGAGUUUUCCAGAAGUCGCUGAAAAUGCUCUUAAAACAGGUCCGAAACCUCUGCAAAGAUAUGCUCCCUAUGCCAGAACUAUAAUAAACGUAUUCCUGUGCAUCACGCAAUUGGGCUUCUGCUGCGUGUACUUCGUAUUCGUGGCAGCCAACGUUCACGACAUCGUUAAGCACUACUACAUGGACAUAGCCGUGUACUGGUACCUCCUUGCUGCUUUAUUUCCCAUGAUACUCCUGAACUGGGUGAAGAAUCUCAAAUAUCUGACGCCGGCGUCCUUGUUUGCGACCGUGGUUACGAUAGCUGGUUUGCUAGUUACGUUCUACUACAUGUUCCAGGACCUGCCGAAUAUGUCCACUAUCAAACCAUUUGCGAAUUGGUCACGUUUGCCAUUGUACUUUGGGACGGCGAUAUAUGCUUUCGAAGGUAUUGGUGUGAUAUUGCCUUUGGAAAACAACAUGAAGAGUCCUCAGGAUUUUGGUGGGUGGAACGGUGUUCUAAAUUCGGGCAUGAUCAUCGUAGCUUCACUCUACACUUCUGUAGGUUUUUUUGGGUAUCUGAAGUAUGGUGAGAGAGCCGUUGAAGGAAGCAUUACUCUUUUAUUGCCGACAGAUGAAGUGUUGGCUCAGUCCGUACGAGUCUUGAUGGCGAUCGCCAUUUUUCUCUCCUACCCCCUGCAGUUUUACGUCCCCUUCAGCAUCCUGUGGCCAUCAAUAGAAAAGCACUUCUACACAGACAAGUCCAAAGAAAUUGCCGAAUACGUCAGUCGAACUGCGUUAGUUCUAUUCACGUUCAUCUUUGCUGUGGCCAUUCCUAAUCUUGGAGCUGUUAUCUCACUAGUGGGAGCAUUCAGUAGUUCAGCGUUGGCUCUGAUCUUCCCCCCACUUAUCGAGAUCAUCACUUUCUGGCCAGAUAAGUUGGGACAGAGUAAUUGGAAGCUAUGGAAGGACAUUUGUAUUAUCAUAUUCGGUUUUCUUGGGUUUUUACUAGGAUCGUACGUAAGUCUAAUGGAGAUUAUCAAUCCAGAUAAGAAACAGUGAAUAUGACUUUGUGAUAGUCAUUCUUUAUAAUCCAGUGAGUACUGAGAUGUUGAUAUGAACAUUGAAAUUAUAAGUUUAGUUAUUGUGUAUGAUCUACAUGUUGAUAUGUAUUUAUAUAGAAUAUCAGUUCAGUAAUAAGAUAUACAGCGUGUUACUUAAUAAUGGUAGGUCGUAAUUACAAGGGCGCAUUCCUAAACCAAAAGUGGAAAGUAUAAAGAUGCGUCCUAAAAAGACUCAUUUACAAGAUACAGUUUCAAAAAAAAGGUCUUUCAUUAAAGAUCCUUGUGUCGAUUAUGAAUUCCAAUUGCGAUUCACAUCAAUUAUGAGUAAAAAAUAAAAACAACUUCAUUACGUGUUAGAAAUUACUGAAAUAAGAUCACACCAACUUGCGACGAAAUGUUGUUAAGGUUUCAGGUAUCAUGGACAUAUUUUUGACUUUCCGCGACAGUUUCCUAUCAUGUUUUCUCUGUCAAAAGUAUUAUGUUUUUAAUCUCUGACACCCUGUAUCUUGGAAACAAGUCUUUUUAUGACAACAUGUUUAUACGAACGUUUUUAUUUGAAUUUGGUUCAGGAAUACGCCUUUGUAAUUAUGGCCUACCAUUACCUAACACCAUGUAUAAGCUAUAACUCUUGAAACCAGUAGGCAGGGCAGAACAGGACAGGUUGUACCACUACAGAUAGUACUGCAGUGAAAUGGGUAAUUCUCUAGCUUAGCUACCCCAGCCAUUUUUGAUGAAAAAAUGAUUUCAGAGCCUAGUUUGUGGAUGUAGAUUAAAGAAUUGGGACUGAAAAUGAGCGCAAACAUGAAAGUUCUGAAAUAUUUUCUAUAUAAUAGUUCGAUCAUAUUAGCAAAUUUCCCAGAAAUAAUUGUAAUUGGGAUUCAGUCGAAAAUGUUGACAGGAACGAAAAAAUUAUGGGACCUACAAAAUGAGAUCACACGUAAAAAGAUCCGACUAAUAGCAAAAAUGUUGUGGACGAAAAACGAGGCAAAAUGUAGGUUUUGGCACUUGGUAAUGGGACGAUAAUUUCACGUUCUUCAACUCUUCAAAUUCGUAGGAUUCAUACUUCUAAAUAACAACAACAAAAUUGGAUUAUAUUGGUCAAGUAGUUUUUUGAGAAUCUCUAAUUGUUUAUCCCAAAACAGCUGUUUUUAAUUUAAUAGCAAAAUAUAAUAAUUCCAAAAGAUAAAUGUUAUGUUUAUGCGGAAAAAUAAAGGUUACGUUUUUGUUUUUUCCUCCUAAACAAAUUCAAACAUUUCGUAUUUGUGAGUAAUUGAACAAAUGCGCUACGAUAUUCGAAAAACAUACGUUACUACAGUAUAUUCAGAUAAGAGAUAGACCGGACAUAAACAAGACCACGUGAUCAUCGAACGCUGUAACAUUCGGCAGGGACGUAUUAAGAGUCACGCAGUACAUAUUUUAGAUAGUAGAUGCUGCUUUGCGUAACUUUGUAGUAAAUUAGCACAAUUCGAUGUGUAUACGAUUGGUGAUGGAUAUAGGAUCAUGUGGGGGUGGGGUAAGAAAUAUAUAAUGAUGUAAAUAUACAUAAGGGUUUCAAAAUUUUCGCUUCGAUUUCCAGCUUCGGAUGCCGCCUGAUGUUUGGUGAAAUACAGUCGAAUAUAAUCUCAAAAUGGCGUUUAAAUUAGCCUAAAUUAAAAAUAAUCGUAUAUCUCUUAAAAUUGCUUUUAGAAUAUUGAUUAGUAUAUUUUUUGUUUUCUAGGUAAAUAUGUAACCAGAUUAAAACGUUCAAAACGUAAAAAUGUGCAUGGUUGAACAUUGUCAGAAAGUAGAUUCUUGAAUAGGUUUUGCCACAAUGGGUUCAAAAAUGUCAAUAAUUAAUUAAAAAAUACGGUAGCUUUAUAAUUACUUAUAACUUACCGAAUUUGAUGAACGACAUCUUUUAUUGGAAAGAUGAGCUUGAUGAGCUUUCAUCAUCGCUACUGCCUGAAACACCAACGUCAAUAAUGAAUGGCUCGACUUGUUCCUCUAAAAUAUUGUCCAGUUCCCACAUUCUCUUUUCAACUUUGUCUUUCACGUGCUUAAUACAGUUUUCCCAUUUUUGCGCUGUUAUUAAUUCUAGUGCUUCUUUGAAAAGUCCUUUGAGGUCACAAAAUUUAAAAGUUGUAUUGUGCUUAGCUAUAUAAUUUUUAACCUCUGCCCAUAUGAGCUCAAUGGGAUUGAGCUCGCAAUGGUAUGGAGGUAAACGGAGCACAGUUUUAUUUUGACUUGC